This is a messenger RNA of Octodon degus (degu), 7743 nucleotides long. It is a transcript of the gene Cep295, whose product is annotated as centrosomal protein 295. Lineage: Eukaryota; Metazoa; Chordata; Mammalia; Rodentia; Octodontidae. Gene Ontology annotation, cellular component: centrosome; centriole; cytosol. The record is from RefSeq and is a predicted model, not a curated record. The coding region runs from base 334 to 7695 and encodes 2453 amino acids. Gene Ontology annotation, biological process: regulation of centriole replication. The transcript has 30 exons.
AGCGCGGCUUCCUGGUGCCCGGGUGAGUGCCGGGUGCGGCGGCUCCCGGAGGCCCAGGAACUGGGAGUGUGCCCCGGGGAGGUGGGGCCCGGCCUUGGGACCCGCCCGCCGCGAGCGGCGGCUCGCGGGCUGCCCCUGCGGGCCCGGCCCUGAGCGCCCACGCCGGGCGCGUGGUGCUCGCCGCUGCAGACGCGAGCCCGAGGUCACCCGAGAAGGCGGCCGGCACCCCGUCGUCUCUGAGGAGCCCUUCCUGGGGUCGCUCCUGCGCAGAGCGCGCUCUCCUGGGCCCGCCGCGGUUCAUUGCUCAGAUCCAUUUUAUGUAAAGUACACAGAAUGAAAAGAAAGGUGGUGAAUGCUGGCAAGCUGAGAUUGAGUCCUAAUGAGGAAGCCUUUGUUUUGAGAGAAGAUUAUGAAAGAAGACGAAAACUAAGAUUGCUGCAGGUUCGUGAACAAGAAAGGGAUAUCGCCUUACAGAUAAGAGAAGACAUAAAGCAAAGGAGAAAUCAGCAGUUUGCUCGUUUGGCCGAGGAGCUAAGGGCAGAAUGGAAAGAAUCACAAACUCAGAAAAUACAGAACUUGGAAAAACUUUAUUUGGCAAGUUUAAAAAGUAUGGGAGAGGGACAUCGGCAGGCCAAAGAAAAUGAACCUGAUUUGGAUGCUCUGGCACAGCAGACAGCAGAAAGGAAAAGAAAAGCAGAAAUGAGGCAUAAAGAAGCCUUGAAAAUACAGAAAAAUCAAAAAGAAAUAUUAAUGAAACAAAGAAACUGGCAUAUAAAAGCUCGGAAGGAAGCAUUGCUUGUAGAAAAAGAAAGAUCUGCCAAAAUUACGAGUUUGCCUCCUCCUCCUCUAGCUCCUUUUGAGAACAUUGAAGUAAAAAGAAUUUCUUCAGUGAAAACCAACAGUUCUACCUACCAUCAUAUUUCGACUUUUGUGAACAGACAAAUGGAAACAAAGCAGCCAGAUGCUCAUUUGGCUGCCGAAGAAGAAGCUAAACGAUUGGAAGAACUGCAAAAACAGGCCGCACAAGAGAGAAAGGAACAGCUUGAAAAGGCACAUGUACGGGGCUCCCAAGCCAUGAAAAAGAUCCAUUUGGCCCAAAAUCAAGAGAAACUAAUGAAAGAACUGAAGCAGCUACAACAAGAAGACCUGGCACACAGGAAGCAGACAGUAGCACAGAUGCCACCGCAGCUAGUCGAGCUUCCGUACAAACGCAGUGAGAUGAAGGAAGACUGGCAGAGAGAGCUGGAGUUUGCAUUUGAAGAUAUGUACAAUGCAGACGGGACAGUGAAAGGAAACCUCAUCUUGCAUCUUGAACCAGAACCUUUGCCUGCUGUAACUGAUCAGCUCCAAGAUGAAGAAUUGGACCUUUCAGUCGAUCAAGAAAAUACAGAUGAAGCUGAGAACCUUCCAUUGACAGAAGCUGAAAUAUGUUCUAGUGAAACAGACGAUCCCUUGGCAAUAAAGACCCAAGAGAUCCCUUCAAAAGUUCUUUUCAAAAGGUUAUUAAAUAAGAUUCGAAAUCAAAAAUCUCUCUGGACAAUUAAGUCCGUGUCUGAAGAUGAAAGUGAAAUGGUUACAACCGUGAGUGAAACUGAGAGUAAAGCACCAACAAUUGAAUCUGGAACAAUUGCCAGUGAGGAAAGAAUGCCAUCCACAGAGGAGGAACAAGUUAUGGAAAGUGACAUACUGACAAUUGAGUCUGGACCACUUACUAGUGAAGAUAAGCCCCUGUCAGGCCACAUAGACUCUGGAAAGGAACAAGAAAUAAAUGAGACUCCAUCUGACACAACUGUAGCUCAGAGUUCAGUUCUACUUCACCCUCAAGAGGAAGCAGUCAGAGUUAGAAUGUCAGCAAGGCAAAAACAGAUAAUGGAAAUAGAAGAGCAGAAGCAAAAGCAGUUGGAAUUACUGGAACAAAUUGAACAACAGAAAUUAAGAUUAGAAACUGAUUGCUUCAGAGCUCAGCUGGAAGAAGAAAAAAGAAAAAAAACUCAACCAACUGGGAUGGACACUGCUGCAUUACUUUCUGAUGAAGAUAGUCAUAGGCAGGUGAUUCGUAACUACCAACAGCGGCUUCUACAACAAAACAGGUUACACGAGCAAUCUGUUGCAACAGCCAGGAGACGAUUACUUGAAUAUCAGAUGAUGUUAAAAGGAAGGUACCCAUCAACAUCAGCGACGUCAUUGAUAUCUGAUUCCAUUAUAACACUACCACCACAGAAAUCUGAAAAAUCCACUGUUGUGUCACAACAUUGGGAUCAAAGUCAGAGAUUUAAGUCAGAUCUUAACAAAUAUCAACCCAUGCAGAUCUCAAAAUUAAAGCAAGACUGUAUUCAUGUUCCAGGACAAAGACAGUUUCCACAGAUAGAAACAUCUAGCACUUCAGAUUUUUUAGACAAGCAGUCUUUGGAAUCACAGAAACACUUAAGGCAAUUCUCUCAGAUUGAAACACAAAAGAGAGACUACAAAUUAAUCCCUAAAGGUUUACAUGUACUUUCAAGUGCUUUAUCACAUGGUAGACAGCUACCAUUACAGGAAACUACAAAAAUAUCUGGAACACUGAGGCCAACAAUUUCUCAAGCUAUGGAUUCCUCCCAAGUCAUGGCAGAGGACAGUGAAAGUAUAUCUCUGAAACUAACCGAACCUUUAUUCCUGCCACUGGUACCUGAGCAUUCUUUUUCUAUUCUCCCUAGUAAAGUUGAGACUGAAAAAAUUCAAGAACCCUUUUCAACCAUGCAUAAAAGUACAGUUUCUGUAAGCCAUUCUACAGGCAGCCAGAUGCAUGAUCUACCUUUUCCAUCCUCCGACACUAUCACAGCCCAGAAAGAUAAUCUGAAGCUUCUUCAAGAACAGUUAGAACUACAGAAGGAAGUCCUUCAGGCAAGACAGGAAGCUCAGGAACAAUUUCUUUUGCUCAAGCAGAAGGAAUUAGAAGAGAAGACUGGUCUCUCAGUAUUCUUCCCAGUGGCUGCACCAGAUUCAUUUGUUUCACUGCCUUCUGCAAAAGCUGAGUCUGGGAGAGUCCAGGAACCUUGUCCAACCAAGAAUACUCCCUCAGUUUUCUCAGGACAUCCUGUGGUCCCACACCUUCAGGAUAGUCUUUUAAGUUUUUCACAGCCUAUCAUAUCACAACAGAAUAAUUUAAAAUUUCUCCAAGAACAGUUAAGUAUUCGAAGAGAUCAUCUUCAGGCUAGGCGAGAAGCUCAGGAAGUCUUACUUGUACAUAAACAGGGUGAAGUGGAUGGACGAAUACGUUCUGAACAGGCUGAGCCUUCUUUGCCAUAUCAGGUAGCUCAUCAUACAUUUACUUCACUAGCUUUUCCUAACAGAAAAUCUGAACAAAUCCAGGAACAGCAUUUAUCCAACAGUGAAAAAGAGCUUCUUUCAAGUGACCCUGAAAUCCCAGAUUCUCAGGAUGGAACAUCAGAUUUCCUACAGCAAUUUCUACCUCGUGGUAAGGUGAAGCCGCUCCAAGAACUAGUGACUCCACUGAGGGAUACUGUGCCUGGUAGAUGUGAGUCACAAGUGGAAUUACUGUCACAUGGUCAAAAGAAUUUGGAGGACAAUUUGCCUGGCCAGAUGAGUUCUUCAUCCCUCCAAAUGGUUAUUCCACAUUUAGAUGCCUUACAAAAUUCUGCUAAUGUUGAACCCAAAAGAUUUCAGAAACUUUUUUCAUCUGAGGAGAGUAUAAUUCUGCCAUUCCAAGAUAAGUCUCUUAAUGUCUCACAGCUUAACCUCCCUCAACAAGAAAGUAUGACAGCACUCCAAGAGCAGUCACACAUACACAGAGUAAUACUUGGUGCUAGACAAGAAAAUCAGGAGUUAGUAUGUAAACAAAGUGAAUUGGAACAACUGAUUUCUUCUGAACCCCAACUAAGACAACUGUCGUUUACUUCAUUACUUUCUGUUGGCUCUAGUACAACCCAGGAACCUCUUUCAACAGAGAGUGAUAGUAAAAUUCUUUCAAGUCAUCAUCAGAUCCCAGAAUUGCAGGAUAGGCUUUUGAAGAUGUCACAGCUUAUCCAGCCCCAACAAGAUAAGUUGAAGGCACUUCAAGAAAAGCUAGCUAUGCAGAGGGAAGCCAUCAUUCAGUCUAGACAGGAAGCUCAGGAAAAAAUACGUUUACUUAAGCAGGAUGGGUGGAGGGGAAAAAAAUCUGAGCAGGUUACUUUCUCACCCUUAGCACAACGUUCGUUUGCUUCAUUACCUCCUACUGAAUCUGAACGAACCCAAGAACUUUGGUCAGCUGAUAGUGAUAACACAAUCUCAGAUCAUUCUGAAAUACAGAGAUUCCCUGAUAGGCUGUUGAAUUUAUCACAUCCUAGACUUCAGCAGAAUAAUUUGAUUACACUUCAAGAACAUAUACAUACACAGACAAAUUCCUUUCCCUCUAUUGAGAAAACCCAGGAAGAAUUAAUGUUGUCCAGACAAUGCAAAUUUGAAGAAAAGGUGCGUCCUGAGCAUGUUAUCCAGCCUCACCAUGGUGAUUUGAAGGCACUUCAGCAGCAGUUAGAUAUACAGAAGAAAGCCAUUCGAUCUGAACAGGAAGUUCAAGAGGAACUGCUUUUGCAAAGAUUAAAUCAGUUGGAACAAAGGGUGUCAUCUGAGCAGAUUAGUUCCUCUUCACUUUCAUCCCAAAUUGCACUGCCUGCUGCCCAUUCUGAAACAAUUGGAAGGUCGUUCCUAACCAAAAAUGAUGCUGAGACAACACAGUUGGAAUUAGACAGGGAAAUGAUACAGUCUAUAGAUAAAUGUCAGGAAGAACUGCUAAAUAGGCCGAGUAAGUUAGGCCAAAGUGAAUCUGCUGAACAUGCCAUCCCCUCUUUGUUUCUAUCCAAGGAAGCAGAGCAUUCAUUCAUUCCACUACCUUUUGCAGAAGCUAAAUCUCCAAGCAUUUGUACAUUUUAUAAAUCUGAAAGGGAGCGUGCUACUACCUCAAGUGAUUCUACCAUCCCAAGGUUUGAAGAUAGACUUUUGAGCUACUCACAGCCUAUUUUAGCUCAGCAAGAUAAUGCAAGUCCUUGCAAAGAGAUGGACCUACAAAGGGAAGUUCUACAUAACCAAAAAGCACAGGAAAAGUUGCUAAUACAGAGGAGAACAGCAUUGCAGCAGCAUAUCCAAAGACAUCAAGAGACAUUGAAGGAUUUCAUUAAAGACAGCCAGGCAAGCAAACUUACAGGUCAGAAUGAUUUUUUUAAAGUGCAGAAGGUGGAAGAGUUCAGAGAGCGGCCUCCUCACAUGGAAGACCUAGCAAGCGGCGAUCUGGAAAGUACUGCUCAUGUGGAUAGGAGCAACUCUGGUGAUAGCCAGCUGCUUUUAGAAGAUGUCAGUUCCAAGAAAACCGGUGAGCCUCUGCACAAAGAACCAGGUGAAAGAGCCUCCAAGCCACCUGUGGCAAAAGUUAAACAGGGAUUGGAUUUAAAUCAACAUGAACUUAGUGCCAUACAAGAAGAAGAAUCACCAGCAAGUGGCAGAACUUCCAUACCAGGUAAACCAGAGUUAUGUCUAGACAGAGAUCCCUUGAGAGUGUCAGUAAGCCGAGAGCAGAGUUUCCUGGAGAGCCCGCAGCCCAGUGAGCCAUGUGGUAGUCUUGAGCCUCCUAUUCAGGAGCAAGUCUGUGGCGAUGGCUACGAUGUUGGAGCAGUCAAGGUCAAGGAAUGUGAUGUUGAGAAUCACGCUGUGCUAAGUUAUGCUGCGUCUGCAGGGGAAGCAGAGCACAUGUGUCCGCGUCGGGCUGUGAGGCCAGAUGAUAAGGCUGAAACACAAGAUAUUUCUCAUGAGCCAUUAUCUCCAAUAACUGUUUCUACGGGCAGUUUUUUAAGUUAUGAAAAUACAGAUUUGAGCCUUACAGAUCCAGAGCCAUUUUCAGAGUACACAAGCCAUCCAGAACAAGAAUCCAUCACCAGUAGAGAAGAGGAAACAGAUACUUUAGGUUCCACGGUGCCUUCAACACAAGUUAUUUAUCAGCACCAGAGCUCUUCAGAUGUUCAUAAAUCUCCAUUGCCUGCAGUAGAAGAAUUUAUACCUGGCCACACACAUGGUCAGCAGGUCAUGGACAAGCACACAAAUAAAGCAACUUGGAUACCUGAGAAAACAGACUUUCAGGUUGACUUUGACUUUCCAGAACUAGAACAUAUUUUUCCAAAUUUGCAUCGUCAGCUCUUCAAACCCUUAGAACCACAUCCAGAUUGUGAUUUAUCAUCAUCAUCCUCUGGGAUUUCUCAAGACAACAGAGACUUUUACCAGAGCCCAGAUUCUUCAUCUGAAGCAUCGUGUGCUGGUGUGUCAUCCAAAAAUAUAGCUUCUUGUACAGCACUGAGGAGGACCAGCCUGCAUGCUUUUACUGCAAGCCCGAACCAGCAGCCAGACCCUAACCUGGCUUAUGCUCCGAGUUUUGCUAUAGAAACUGUUGAAGGAUCUGAACAGUGUUUUCAACAACUUCUGCCAGAACUUUCAUCACAGGAGGGGAGUCAGCAUGCUGAUCUACCAAGUAUUUUUAGCAUUGAAGCAAGAGAUUGUUUUCAAGACAUGAGGAACAAUAACCAUCCAUCAGAACAACAGAGUGACCUACUACAAAAUAAGAAAAGUGUCCAUUUCCAGCUUUCUGUAGGAAACUUAAGUUCAGCCUGUGGUUCAUCUGAUGAGAUUAAUGCAUAUGAACAGUUACAUGUACAGCAUAGCUCUCCAUGUGGUUCUGCCUCUAGUGAGUGCUCGAUAAAAGGCCAACUACAGGAGGAAAGCAAAGAAGAAAGGCUGAGCUUUGAAAACCUAUCAGAAAGAGAAACUGUUACAAUCUUACAAAAUCAAGGACUCGCCGAAGAUGAUAAAAAUGAAACCAAUCAGGUUUUAGCUAUAAAUUCACAUGUAGAAAAAACUAACUCUGAAUUAUGUGUCCGAACAGUAGAGGUGGGAACUUCAGAUCAGAAUCCACAGUCAUUAAGUACCCAAAGUGAAAAAUACUUUGAAAAUUCAAUUCAGACUCCAGAAAUCAUAAAAAACCUAUCUCAGCCAACGCUGACUGAGCCCUUUCUUAGUUCCAGAUCGUGUUCAUUACAGAACUCUAUUCCAUUCUGGGAGACAGAAUCUGGCUAUGGUAUAAUGGAAGAACCUGAGCUUAGUUUGAUAAGCACCAGUGAUAUCAGUAUUGCUGAAACAGACUUUGCAAACUUAACCCUUGAAGAAAAGGCAGAGAAUGAAAGAAAAAGCAGUUUUCAGGUGAGUGAAUAUCUGCCUGUUUCAUCAGAAACAAAAACCUCAGUUUAUCCACUUGUAUCAAAACUUUCUAUGAAGAAAUCAACAGGAUCUACAGCCAUAGCAGAGAGCUUACAAGAAGCAUUUGUUAAGAAAAAAAAAUUAUUUAUCGAGAGAUCCUACCAGAGGCAGAAAGAAAUACGAAAAAGCCGAGCUCCUAAACAUUACCAAUUCGGGACAGUUCAGGAAAAGCCAUCUUCUACAGUUACCUCUACAAGCAGCCUCAAGGGUGUAAAUAAAGUUAGAGUGUGUCUUUCGGAAGAAAGGAGGAUGGCACAGUCCGUCAUGCAUAGAAGAGCAACAAGGUUGUAUCAUCAGUUAUCUGAAAUAAAAAAACAAAAGGAAGAAAAAGCAAAACAAGAAACCUAUGCUCACAACAGAGCAAGGGCAAAAGAAUUCCAUAAGAGAACACUAGAGAAACUUCGAGCCAAAAACAUGUGCUGACUUCCUACAUGUGUAUAAAAUUUUAAAAUAAAUGACACUGAACAAAAA